Messenger RNA from Echinococcus granulosus, 1866 nucleotides. RefSeq lists its product as hypothetical. The record is from RefSeq and is a predicted model, not a curated record. NCBI's taxonomy places the organism in Eukaryota, Metazoa, Platyhelminthes, Cestoda, Cyclophyllidea, Taeniidae. The transcript has 2 exons. The coding region runs from base 1 to 1866 and encodes 621 amino acids.
AUGCAGCCGAAAAUCCGGACCGUCGGGGGCAGGACUACAACCUCACCACACACGUCAAUAACUACAACGGUGACGGCGCAGGUGAAUCCCCCCGAAGUUGACCCAUACGACGUGUUGCCAGCAGUGAUUGAAGUGGCUCCUCCAAUUCCGCCUCAUUCCAGCAGGAUGGAUCAGUCAAUUUAUGCAAACUUUUACGAGAAUUAUCCACCCGGUGGGGCGCUUGAUAGUCGCAACGGAUCCCCGUCUUUUCGAAAUCCCACUGCCCUGUCUCGGUACAUGUCUUCAAAGCCGGAAGAGGGUCCGAUCAAAUCGGUUUCAUUUGCUGCUCCCAAAAGUACUGCUAUUACUAACACUGUCAACUCUGCUACGGAGGCGACUAACUCGCAUUUAACUGCAGAGUGCAACAGCAAGGAUCAUCAGGAUACACAUUCUUCCGAAAGCAUUCCAAAACGAUCAGUGAAGCGAUCUGGUCUCAGCUCAGUUGCUCAGGCGAGCAAACACUCAGUCCGUUUCGUAGAUCCUGCUCCUCCCGAAGCUGAUGCGAGCAAUCGUUGCCGAGACUCCACCUGCAUGAAUAUUGUCGCUGAAGAUAAACUUCCCUCUGAUCCUCCUCAGCGUCUUACGGUCUGUUCUGGCCAUCAUGAGGAGGUAAGACUUAGCCCUGACCCAACAGAUCCACCUAGUUCGACUGUGAAUAUGGAAAAUGGACCUUUGUCAAACCUUCUCACAGUUCCACCCACGUUCAGACUGACUCGGUCCACAUCAGCGCCCCUUUCCGCUCGAUUUUCCAGACCUGCCACUUCUUUUUCCAGUUGGCAACAGACCCAUUCGCGAAUAGAACUCCUAAUCAACGAAGCUCUUGCUUCAAUGGAAAGAUUUGAAAAGGGUGGAUCCACACAGACUCUGAUCCAGAAGAUGUGCAAUUUCGAACAGGGUCUUUCAGCAGAGUUAUUACAUUUGGAGCAACUUUGUGAUACAUUUAAUAGCGAUGACCUGGUUUUGAAUGAUUUUCUUCAACAAGAGAGACAAAAGAUUGCUAGAUUGCGUGAUGGACGUCUUCUGCAAGAUUUUCAGCGACUUAAAGAGCCAAACCCUGAAAAAGGAUUCAAUGCGUUGGCUUUCUCAUUAGAACAGAUUUCGUUGUCCACCCAAGCCAUUAUUGAUACCGUCCAGUUAAACCGGUUUGAUUGCGCUGACAUCGAACACUCAAGACGUGGUCAGCAUAUGGAAGACAACUUCGGCUCUCUAUCUGUCAGUGAUCGAGAAGAUAGCGCCACAACUAGCUUAGAUUCCAACGAUCCCACCGAUCUGUCUGGACUUUUGCACGUCUAUGCUGCACAAUUCCAUUCUCACACCCUCCUGGUUCGAGGAACAGCUGAGGAAUUUCUUGGCUGUCUUCGGUGCAAAGUAAAUGAACCUAGAACUGUGAGAGGCUACCGCCUUCCAACGGCGGGCGUGCUAAUCGCAAAUGCGAAAUUCCUCCUCCGAUGCUCAAGCCAACUGGUCAGCCUUGCGGCUAACCUUUCAGCAGCUCUACAGAGCCUUCCUCCCUCCGAAGUUUCCAACUCUGCACCAGACAUCGAGAAGCUUAGAAGUGGCCUUGAAGCAUCUGGAAAUGCAGUAUGUGAGGCGCUAAAGGGUUUGAUAGCACAAACAAAGGACGUGGCCGGUUGCCUGACCUCACCUAGUCUAGAUUUGCCUACAACAGCCACCACACUGGCAUCAAAACCAGUGGUGGUAUUGGGUCCAGAGAUGGAGCGUCUAGUGGGUGCUGUUCAGGACGUGGUGGCGACGACAGAGGGCCUUCGACAAACGGUUGCUAAUUCUUCUGCCCUCCGAAAUAGUGUCAGCUCUGUAGAACGCUGA